UAUGGAUGCUGAAUUACCGAACGUUAAUAGUUUACCCGAAGAUUUAGAAAAGAAUACUAAAUCGAACGAAGAGAUGUUAAGAACGAAGGUUAAAAAUCGACCUGUCAAGUCAAAAUUGAAAGAGGAGGUUCAUGAAGCGGUCAAGGAUUAUUUGGAUAAAUUGAUUAAGGAGCGAAGUGCUCCAAUCGGUGGUCACACUAUGGCUGUCAGUAGUCAUCAGUUAAAGAACGACGCCAACGAAGCUGUAAGCAAGAUAAAUUACAAGCUAACUAUAACUGCAACUCCAAUUAGCGUGCGACAACUUCAAGUAUCACCAUCCCCACAACAAACUAGCGCUAUAGACCACGUCAUUGACAAAUUAGAAUUAUCGGAGGAAGGGAAAAAAACAGAAUUUAUAACCAUUCCUACGGGCGAUUCGGAAGAGAGGAGUCGGCCAUCGACCGUAAGACCAAAAAGCCAAAGUCAAGUUCGUCGACCAAAAAGUGUGCCCCCAUCAUUGAUGAGGGAGAGACCCACAACGGGUAGGAAACAUCGUAAGGAUUAUCAUUGGUCUAUCUGGAAAACAACACCUACCCCACCACCUCCAUCUAGUUUGAAAGGGUCACCGCGACCAAAAUCGAGAAUAGAAGAUGUUGUACGACCAAAAACAAGAGCAUCUGAAAGAAACGAAGAAGCUACCAGACCUCUCAGCCGAGCUACAGAAAUAUCUAAGGACGACGAACGAAAUGAGAUCUUUCAUAGUCCUAUCCCAGAACCAUUUAGAGCAACGGUUCGACCGACUUCAAGAGCCAUAUAUAAGCAAACUCAAAACAUUUCCGCAUUAAAGAGUCUAAUCGAUAACUCUAACGACUAUGAGCGUCAAGUAGCAGUGAAUCUAUUAAAAGCUUUAGAAAAUAGUGGUAAAAGAGCCCAGAGCGCAAAACCUUCAAAAUCAUAUAGCUAUGGUAUAAGAACAACCUUGGCCGAGCCGAAUUUUCCUGGAACGUAUGGAGAUGAGUCGGGCAGAUAUUUUAGAAUGUUAUCUGAUAAUUUACAAGGGACAUCGGCUAUGGCAGGAUCAUGCUCUCCAGAGUUGUACGGAUUAAAUAGAACAGUAGUUGAAUUAUCAUAUAGUGGGCAGGAUAAUUUAGAUUUUAAUCAGUAUAUCUGCUUACCUGAGAAAGAAGCUAAAUAUGCUAAACCUAAAGGAGAUCUCGCCACUGCUACUAGUAUUCUUACUCCGACGAUGGUCAUUGAUAAACAGUUUGCAUACUAA
This is a messenger RNA of Dimorphilus gyrociliatus, 1255 nucleotides long. Lineage: Eukaryota; Metazoa; Annelida; Polychaeta; Dinophilidae. The record is from the annotation of a GenBank genome assembly.